CAGUGCUGGGAAAUCUGAUAUCUGCCUUACAUCAUUAAAUACUGUUUUUACCAACAGGAUAAAAUGAUAGGCCAAGAGAUCAACGCAAGCAACCAAUCAGCAGGCUGCACUGCACUAGUUGCUCUUUAUCUGCAGGGAAGGCUCUAUGUGGCAAAUGCAGGUGAUAGCAGGGCACUUCUUGUUCGAAAACGGAGCAUCAUUCCCUUGAGUUCUGAAUUUACCCCUGAGACAGACAGGAAGAGAAUCCAGCACCUGGCUUUCAUCUACCCAAAGCUCUUAGCAGAUGAGUUCACACGGUUUGAGUUUCCAAGGAGAUUGAAAGGAGAUGAUUUAGGCCAGAAGGUCCUCUAUCGAGAUUAUUCAAUGGAAGGCUGGGGAUAUAAAACAGUAAUGAAAGAAGAUCUCAAAUACCCUCUGAUUCAUGGACAUGGGAAACAGGCUCGUUUACUAGGCACCCUGGCUGUAUCUCGAGGCCUGGGAGAUCAUCAGUUGAAAGUAAUUGAAACAAAUAUUGAAAUUAAGCCUUUUCUCUCCUGCAUCCCUAAGGUGGAAGUAUUUGACUUAAUAUCAGAAAAUGUUAAUGAAGAUGAUGUCCUCAUCAUGGCAACAGAUGGCCUUUGGGAUGUUUUGUCCAAUGAAGAGGUAGCCCAAAUUGUCACAAAUUUUCUUCAGAACAAUACAACUGAUCCAUACAGGUUUUCAGAAUUGGCCAAAUUGCUUGUGCAAAAAGCAAGAGGGAAGGAGAAUGGUUAUUACUGGAUCAAGGACAGUAAAGAGCCUGCUUCUUAUGAUGACAUUUCUGUAUUUGCAAUUCCAUUGUAUAACAAGAAUGAAUAUUAAACAAUCUGCUGCUGCUAAAGGAGGCACAACUUGUCUUCAGAUGGUAAUGGAACUGUAUCAAAACAUACAGUUGCUGAAAACUGCAAAUUCAGGCUUUGA
Protobothrops mucrosquamatus (brown spotted pit viper) is the source of this 939-nucleotide messenger RNA. RefSeq names its product protein phosphatase, Mg2+/Mn2+ dependent 1M (gene PPM1M). Bases 64 to 840 code for a protein of 258 amino acids. The record is from RefSeq and is a predicted model, not a curated record. The transcript has 7 exons. Gene Ontology annotation, biological process: protein dephosphorylation. Lineage: Eukaryota; Metazoa; Chordata; Lepidosauria; Squamata; Viperidae. Gene Ontology annotation, molecular function: protein serine/threonine phosphatase activity.